CUGGUAAAGAAGGAUUCCGACAGCUGAAGAGAUUGAUUUUGCCUUUCCCACAGAUGUACUUGCCUUGGAGUAGCGCCUGGGGGAGUGCAACUGCAUGGAAAAGCAGCACGUCAGAGCAGAAAUGUCAUGCAGCCCAAUGACUGCAGAAGAUCGCGGCUCGGAGCUCGCCCGGGGGUAUAAAGCUGGCUGAAGGAGCAAAAGUAGAGGCGAGCUGAGCAGGAGAAGCAGGCUGUGGAAGACAGGAGCAUCCACCUGCUCCAGCUGCUCGUGUGCCGUGUUUGCAGCCUCCGAGCGCUCGGGCUGAGCGAGGGGAGAGCGGCUCUGCCCUCUUGCAAAUGAGCUGUUUCCGAAGCUGUUUCUGAAUUGGAGGAGCAGAGCGACGUUUCAGAGAUGUUGUCCUGCUUCGUCUGGCUCACCCUUCCCAGCGUGGUUAACGCCUUUGUGAUCCCAGGGAAGUUGCCCCUCAGUGGGAGCCUAGAGAAGACUUUUGUAAUCCGGAACAUCUCGGGUUUCUUUUCCUGGGAUAGUGACAGCCUGGCCAACUGGCAGAGCUUUGUGGACAGGAGCCGGUACGGAGCAGAGUCACAGAGCAUCACGCUGGAAGCCCUGCUCAUUGUGGCGUACUUGCUCAUCAUUUCCCUCUUUGGCAACAUCCUGGUCUGUCACGUUGUCACCAAGACGAAGCAUAUGCACUCUGCCACCAGCUUGUUCAUUGUCAACCUGGCUGAAGCCGAUAUCAUGAUCACCCUCCUCAACACACCUUUAACAUUGGUUAUAAUGCACCCACUGAAACCUCACAUAUCUACUGGAAAAGGUGUUAUCUACAUCUCUGUAAUCUGGAUCAUGGCAGCUUGUUUUUCCUUACCACAUGCUAUCUACCAAAAGCUCUUUACCUUUGAAUAUGGUGAGGAAGUUACCCAGUGCCUGCGCCUGCCAGAUUUCCCUGAGCCUGCUGACCUCUUUUGGAAGUACCUUGACUUAACAGCCUUCAUUUUUGUCUAUGUCCUGCCCCUUCUGAUCAUCUCUGCUGCCUACAUGACAGUGGCAAAGAAACUCUGGCUGCGCAAUGUCUUCGGGGAUGUCACCACUAAACAAUAUUUUGUCCUCUGCAAAAAGAAUAAGAAGACCAUCAAGAUGCUGAUGCUUGUUGUCAUCGUCUUUGCAGUUUGCUGGUUUCCCUUGAAUUGCUAUGUCGUCCUCCUCUCCAGCCAGACCAUCCACACCAACAAUGCCCUGUACUUUGUCUUCCACUGGUUUGCAAUGAGCAGCACCUGCUACAACCCCUUCACCUACUGCUGGCUCAAUGACAGCUUCCAAUCAGAACUGAAGGCUUUGCUCAGCAUGUGCAGAAAACCUCCCAGGCCCACAGAACAGAGGCUUCCCUCCACAGUCCCAUCCUACCAACUGGCUUGGCCAGAAAGUGGCAAGUUCAAGAGGUUGCAGGUCUCCCAUACUUCCAACAUCCAGUCAGGAAAGACAGACAUCUCUGCAGUGGAGCCAAUAGUAGCAGCGAGUUAAACAGUGGCCCUGGGAAAUCUGUAAGGGCUGCACAUAGAUUUGGCAAGAGCUAAAAUUGUGGGAAGAUGUGGAGCCCUGUCCUACUUAGGGACUGUGCAACCACAUGUGAUAAAACCAAGAAGGAGGUUAAGGUUCUGCAGGAGGCAGCAUGAAAGAGCUGCAUGUUUGAUGCAGGCUGAUGACAAAAGUGUGGAGCCCCUAAAUGGGAGAAAGCAAACUCUUCCCAGAAAGGAACUCUCUUUUGUCAAGGUGACUUUGGACUGGCUUGCAGUAUGGGACUGUCUGCAUGUAUGUCACUGUUAUCUGCAUGACUAAGCCUUUUUACCACCAGGAUUGUGUGUGUGUUUUCCUGUUACUUAAACA
Molecule: messenger RNA, 1881 nt
Organism: Manacus vitellinus (golden-collared manakin)
Lineage: Eukaryota; Metazoa; Chordata; Aves; Passeriformes; Pipridae
Gene: GPR83
Product: G protein-coupled receptor 83
Biological process (GO): neuropeptide signaling pathway
Cellular component (GO): membrane
Molecular function (GO): neuropeptide receptor activity
Source: RefSeq, a predicted model, not a curated record